Messenger RNA from Penicillium longicatenatum, 867 nucleotides. RefSeq lists its product as uncharacterized. NCBI's taxonomy places the organism in Eukaryota, Fungi, Ascomycota, Eurotiomycetes, Eurotiales, Aspergillaceae. Gene Ontology annotation, cellular component: nucleus; cytoplasm. Gene Ontology annotation, molecular function: nicotinamide-nucleotide adenylyltransferase activity; ATP hydrolysis activity. The coding region runs from base 1 to 867 and encodes 288 amino acids. The transcript has a single exon. The record is from RefSeq and is a predicted model, not a curated record.
AUGGCCUCAUUUCGCAGUUUGAGGACUCAGUACAAUUCCCUGUUGAAAAAGUUCAUCGGGUCAUCCCGGGACUUUGAAGUCCUCAGCACCAUCCCCGCCGAUGACUGCCCCGCACCAAAGAUCCUAUAUGUGCUAGACUCAUCAUUCAAUCCACCAACCCGAGCGCAUCUCCGCAUAGCUAGCUCUGCACUCCUAGAGCGACUAGACUCAAGCUCGCGGCUGCUGCUACUACUUGCCACUCAGAAUGCAGACAAACCUUCAAAGCCGGCCUUGUUCGAGGACCGGCUCGCCAUGAUGGAGCUGUUCGCACACGAUCUGCGUUCUCACCUGGCUACCAGUACCGCACCUCCAGGGCACACUCCAUCUCUAGAGAACAUCCCCGCCAUUGACAUUGGCGUCACCAAGAAGCCAUAUUUCAUUGAUAAGGCCUCCGCAAUUGAGGCCUCGGGGACUUACGCCACUCCGCUUGAACAGGUCCAUCUCACGGGCUAUGAUACAUUGAUCCGUAUAUUUGAUCCGAAAUACUACCCGCCAGAACAUACGCUAGCGCCGCUAGCACCACUUUUCUCGCGGCAUCGCUUGCGGGUAACAUUAAGGCCUAGUGAUGAAUGGGGAAGUAAAGACGAACAGGAGGCUUUUCUCCUCGCUCUUGCCCGUGGAGAUCGAGAGAGUGAAGGUGGACGGAGAGAAUGGGCGCAAAGGAUUCAGCUAGUUGAAGGGAGAAAACCAGGGCAACCGCCGGUUAGCUCGACAAGAGCCCGCGAGGCCAUACAGUCUGCAAGUGAUGAUCUGGAGUGGCUUGUUCCGGAGAACGUGCGCCAGUUCUUACUGUCUGAAAAACCAUACUCUACAGAAAGCAACCUGUAG